Molecule: messenger RNA, 726 nt
Organism: Gekko japonicus
Lineage: Eukaryota; Metazoa; Chordata; Lepidosauria; Squamata; Gekkonidae
Product: interferon-induced protein with tetratricopeptide repeats 1-like
Exons: 1
Biological process (GO): defense response to virus
Cellular component (GO): cytosol
Molecular function (GO): protein binding
Source: RefSeq, a predicted model, not a curated record
UCAGGCUAUGCAAUCACAUUGUACCGUAUGGAAGAUUAUUGUGGGAAAAAAUCCUCUGCAGAAGGGUCGUCGCUGGAGCCCUUGAGACAUGCGGCAAGUCUGAAUCCCGAUGAUCCUUUUGUUGUGCCUGUCUUUGCAGUGAAACUGCAGGAAGUUGGUCAAGCUGAAGAAGGGGAAAAGUAUAUUAAGGAAGCCCUUGAAAAAAAUCCAGACGUUCCCUAUGUACUGAGGUAUGCUGCCAAAUUUUACAGGAAAAAUGGCGAUGUCAUUAAAUCCCUGGAGCUUUUGAAGAAGGCACUAGGGUUGACACCAAACUCCAGCUUUCUGCAUCAUCAGAUUGGCCUUUGUUACCGAGCACAGUUCCUUGAGAAGAAAAGGGCCAGAUGCCAUGACAGAGAAAAGAUGGAGGAGCUGAUCAGAUGUUGUAUUUUUCACUUCCAAAAAGCGGUGGAGCACAAACCCAAGUUUGUCUAUGCUUAUCUGGACCUUGCCGGCAUGUAUGGAGAAGCAAAGCGUCUUCAGGAAGCAGAGGAAACAUUUCAGAAAGUAUUUGCUAUGACCAGGCUAACUUGUGAAGACAAGCAGGAUCUCCACUUCUCAUACGGCCGCUUUCAGCAGUUUCACAAAAAUUCAGAAUCCGAAGCCGUGAAACACUAUCUGGAAGGGCUGAAGAUGGAAAAAGAAUCAUUUCCAAGAGAAAAGUGCAAAGUGGCUUUGAAGAAACUG